Molecule: messenger RNA, 2581 nt
Organism: Tympanuchus pallidicinctus (lesser prairie-chicken)
Lineage: Eukaryota; Metazoa; Chordata; Aves; Galliformes; Phasianidae
Gene: FOXF1
Product: forkhead box F1
Exons: 2
Coding region: 54-1277 (407 amino acids)
Biological process (GO): regulation of transcription by RNA polymerase II; animal organ morphogenesis
Cellular component (GO): nucleus
Molecular function (GO): RNA polymerase II cis-regulatory region sequence-specific DNA binding; DNA-binding transcription factor activity, RNA polymerase II-specific
Source: RefSeq, a predicted model, not a curated record
GGGGGGGGGUGGCGGAGGAGGGCCGGGGCUGGCCGCCGCGGAGCUGCCCGUAGAUGACUGCAGAAGCGCAGCAGGCUCUGUCCUCUCAGCCCCCUCCUCCCGCUGUGCACAGCAGCUACGGCCCCAUGUCCUCCGUGGCCGAGAAGCAGCCGCAAAACUCGGCCAUGGACGCCGCCUCCGCCGCUCCCUCCGGGCCGGGCGGCAACAGCGCUCCGGGCAGCGGCGGAGCCCCGGGUAGCGGCGGCCCUAAAGCGAAGAAAACCAACGCGGGGAUCCGGCGGCCGGAGAAACCGCCCUAUUCCUACAUCGCUCUCAUCGUCAUGGCCAUCCAGAGCUCGCCCUCCAAACGGCUGACCCUCAGCGAGAUCUAUCAGUUCUUACAGAGCCGCUUCCCUUUCUUCCGCGGUUCUUACCAGGGCUGGAAAAACUCCGUUCGCCACAACCUCUCGCUCAACGAGUGCUUCAUUAAGCUGCCCAAGGGGUUGGGCCGCCCGGGUAAGGGCCACUACUGGACCAUCGACCCGGCCAGCGAGUUCAUGUUCGAGGAGGGCUCGUUCCGCCGCCGGCCCCGCGGCUUCAGGAGGAAAUGCCAAGCGCUGAAGCCCAUGUACAGCAUGAUGAACGGGCUCAGCUUCAACCACCUCCCCGACAGCUACAGCUUCCAGGGCUCGGCCGGAGGGCUCUCAUGCCCUCCCAACAGCCUUUCCCUCGAAGGGGGUUUGGGCAUGAUGAACGGCCACUUAGCCGGCAACGUGGACGGGAUGGGCCUUGCGGGACACUCCGUGCCCCACCUGCCCUCCAACGGCGGGCACUCCUAUAUGGGCAGCUGCAGCGGCUCCUCGGCGGGGGAUUACCCGCACCACGAGAGCUCCGUGCCCGCCUCCCCGCUGCUGCCCGGCGGAGGGGUGAUGGAACCGCACUCGGUUUAUUCCAGCUCGGCCUCUGCGUGGGCUCCCUCCGCUUCGGCCGCCUUAAACACGGGAGCUUCCUACAUCAAGCAGCAGCCGCUGUCGCCUUGCAACCCCGCGGCCAACCCGCUGUCCUCCAGCCUUUCUACACAUUCCCUCGAUCAGCCCUACUUGCAUCAGAACAGCCACAACACCGCCGAGCUUCAAGGCAUCCCGCGGUAUCACUCCCAGUCUCCGAGCAUGUGCGACAGAAAGGAAUUCGUCUUCUCUUUCAACGCUAUGGCCUCCUCCUCCAUGCAUUCAGCGGGCAGCGGCUCCUAUUACCACCAACAAGUGACAUACCAGGACAUCAAGCCGUGCGUUAUGUGAGACGGGGCGGAAAAGCCACCAUCACCUCCCGGAGGCCGCCGAGGUCUGACCCGGGGAACGACCCCCAUUCCCACCCAAGGACCCUGUGGGAGGAGGAAAGAGGAGCGUGUGUGUGUUUGGGGGGGGGUUCUGCAGACUGAGUUUGUCCCCGUGGAUGGGACCCCCGGGGAGCGGACAGCUGAGCGCGGCGAGGCCGAAUGCGGGCGGCCCCGGGGCUGAGCGCGCCCCGCAGCUGAGCAUCGGCCGGGCCGGCCUCCACCACGUGUCUUUAAUCAAAGACGCUCUCUGCCUUCUUCUGCUUCUUCUGUUGGGUCGGGGUAGGCUGGAAGAGAGAGGGGAAGAAGGGGGGGGGAAAGUAAAAAACAAGCAGCCCCCCGAAACCCUCCGCUGCCCCUUUAUCUUGAAAUCUCCGACUGCGAGUUUGGGUUGAAAGGUUUUGCUACGUGAGGUUUUUCGGGUUCUAUCCUUGAAAAGAGAAAAGAAAUCGCAAACGAAGCGUUCUGAAUCAAUUCUCUAAGUGAGAGCGAUGCCGCAGCCCCAUCCAUCGGGGGCAGAGCCGGAGGGGAUGCUGUGAGCACCCCGAGCACAACAGAGCAGCGCUGCUCCGGCCCUUCGCUCCCAUCGAGCCCUUACUCCUGAAAAUAAUUUUUUAAAAAAUUUUUUAUUUUUGGUCAAAAAUCUCUAAAAGGGAUCACAUUUUUAUUUUUAAUUUGUAGCCAUUGAUUUUUUAUUUUUUUUUUUUUAAUUUUUUAUUUUUUUUUUGACCUGCGUAAAGACUGCAGGACCGGACCCUAUGCAGAGAGAAAAAGGCACUUUGAAAAGAGACAGCCACGCUCCUUCUGUUAUUUAUUCUACAUUGUCGUCGUCGUUGCUAAUAAUGGAGACACGAGGAGUCUCAGUUGAUCAGUAUUAAAGCGGUGGAGCUCUGUUGGCAAUAUUUGCCAUAUAGAUGUUGGGUUUUGUUGUUGUUGUUUUUUUAGUUAACCUCUGUAAAUUUUAAACACCCUGGUCUCUGUGUAAAGACAAUCCUCCAUAUGUUUUUAUAGAAAUAUAUAUAUAAUGAAGGAUUAUUCCCCCCCCCUCUGUUCCCCAUCUAUUUUUUUUUUUUUUUUUUGCCCUGACUUUGUACAGUUCGGUGUCACCUAUUUUAAUUCCUUUCUGCACUGUAUAAAACUGUAAUGAUGUGGUUGGUUUUGUGUUCUAUUUUAUUAUUUUGGAUUUUUUUUUUUUUUUUUUUUUUUUUUUUUUUUUUUGCCCUUUUGUGUACGUUUUGUCCCUAGAGGAAAAAAAAAAAAAAAAAAGAG